AAACAAACAUAUCCCACUCUCUCCUUUUUUUUCCAAAUAAACUGCGUGUCGUUUAAAUCGCACAAAAACGACGCGUGCUUUGUAGUUUUCCCGCCAUACAACACAAAGCCCCCUCCCUGAAAUCGAGAAACUCACGGUUUCUACUUUUUAAGCAGCCUCUCUUCUCUUCCGGCGAUGACGGCCAAGCGGAACCGUAAGAAUAAGAAUACCCGACCUUCGAAUUUACCCGAGGAGCCGUUCAACUUAUUCCGAUCCAUUGCUUCAGCAAUUACGUCCUCUCAGGUUUCUCAUAAGCCAAUUUUGGAACGUCUAUUGUACUUUCUGGGUCAUUCGUCGUUAACCCAACCAACGAAUUCGGAGAAUUGUGACAUCGCCUCACAUUGUUGGAAUAUCAAGCUCAGUGGUGAGCAAGUGGAAUGGAUCAGUUUCGAGGAUGUUUGUUACCUCUCAGAUGUUUUGUUCAGAGAGCUUGAUAGGAGUUUUGAAUUCCUGUUCUCCACUUUAUUCAAACGAAAGGCUGAGACUUGUUGUCCCACAGAAGAAAGUAUUCGGUUAGCUACUCUCUUCUUAAGAUGUUGUUUGAAGAUCAUGGCUUUGCUUUUGCCCAAACCAGAGCUGGUUCUUGAGAAAGCCAAAACAGUUCACUUAAUUCUCAGUGGAUUGGUUCGUGUAAGCAAUGAGGAUUGUUCUUUUGUAUACACGCAUGACGGAUUGUUAGAUCCCCGCCAUACAUUUCUUUGCACAUGGAUUGAGGUUUUUAUGGAUGAGAUUUUGGUGAAUAAGUCAAUCAGGGGUCUGUUGUUCCUCGUGGAUUCUGCAUCCUCCUCGUGUAGAUUGUUCCCUAAGCAUCAUAGGGACAGUGUGGUGGAAAUGGAAAUGGUUGCUGCUCAUUUUAUCAUCUCGACAUCUGAUGCAAAAUUGAAUGAAAUGUGUGUUGAGAGAUUAUACUGGAAACAACUCAAUGCAGUUAGAGCUUCUCAGUUAAGCUUGAGUGCUGCUGCGUCCUUGCUACUAAACCCGUUGAUGUUUUCUGCACCAAGUUUCAUCCAUGCCCAUGUUGUUUUACUAGUUUCUGACGCCAUCGGUAUUUGUGUUAAGGGAUUAGACCUUCACCAUAUUGCUCGCUAUAUUGAUGCAUUUGAAAAGUCUGUGGGUUUGUAUACAAACAUCAUGUGUAAGAGUGAGGAUGCCUCACCCGGGAAGUUUGGUGUUCGGAUGAAUAAAUCUCCAGUGGCUUUUGAACGUCAUCUUUUGCCCUCAACACUGGAGAAAGUAAACGAUGUUACACUGAAACUAACUGAUUCAUUGGGUGCAUAUCAAAUUAGUAAUGCCAAGAGAGAAAGCAAUGAGCUGGUCGCGUGUUCUGUUGCAUACGCAAAGGAAAGCUUAUGCAUAUUUGAUAGCUCCUGCUCAGAAAAGAUGUUGUCUCAGACCUUAUCAAUUAUUGGUUGUGUGAUACUUAGAGCUAGUUCUGAUGAUGUCAUGGACUCUGCGUUGCAAAAAUACUACGCAUCUAGUAUGGAAAAUUUAUGUCUGCUUGCAUCCAUACUGAAGUUGAUGAGUUGUUCGGUUUUGCAAGCGAUUCGAGUUCUCAGGUAUUGGAACUCGCAUCAACCUGAAGCCGUAGGUAAUGUUCAAGCUUGCAAGGAAUACAAGGCCCUGAUGGAUAUUGUUCAACGUUUUGAACAGUUCAAGGUUCAAUUGCCCGGUCAAAGUUUCCUACGCGAUAUAAUGGAAUCUCUUCCAAACAGUCAUGUGAAAUCUAAGUGGAUGCUAACGCAUUAUUCAGGCUUACUAUCUGUAAGCUUCGCCCUCAAGCUUGACUUUCUAGUGAAGGGUUCCGUUUUUGGAAUGGUGAUAUCUAUGUAUUUAUUUAUCCUAGAAGGGGGUGACUUGGAAGCACUUGGGAAUUCAGUUUGUCACUCAGAAAAUCCAUCAUGUUCGAUGCCAUCCAGUGGUUCUGAAAUCUUGGCAGCUUCUGGUAAAGCUGAGGAGACUUCGGUAGAUAGGAAACAAAGCGGGGCUGUUGCUUUGAAGUUUCACAAAAUCCGAACUUUGUAUUUGGGGAAGAUGUCUGAAGCUAAAGAUCCAGAGAGUGGUCCAGAUUCAGGAGUUAGUGUUGAAGAGGAAAGCUGCAAUGCGGAGAGCUUUUUGUGGUGUAUGGCCGGAAAAGGUAAGGUGAAAAAAUCCGAUGUUGAGGAGUUGGCAGAUUUCAUAGUAUGUGAGCCCGGUAAGGACUACUCCGACUGGCUAAAAGGGAGAGAACGAUUUCGGAAGCAACGGUGGAACAAGAUUGUUCCCCAAAGGUGGAACAAGAAGCAAAAAGCUUGGAGAGAGAACAAACGAAAAGUGUCUAUAACCAGAAAGUAAAUCUUCUGUACUAAAAGAGCUACUCAUGUAGAAAUGUCAUCACAUUAGUCAUGAUAAUUUUGUAGAAAUGGUCUAUGCUUUCAACUAUUCCCUUCUUAGUAACAAGUAACAACCACAGAUUUAAUCGUGGGAAUUCUAUCAGUAACGCCCUUGCAAAGAGUAAAGAGAGGAAAAGAAAUAUCAAAACUAGAGCAUAACAUAAUGACAGCUAUAAAAUGUAACAAAAACUGUCAUCUUCUUUCAAAGUUAAAGCCUCAACAACAGAAGAGAAAACAACAAAGAA
Molecule: messenger RNA, 2653 nt
Organism: Camelina sativa (false flax)
Lineage: Eukaryota; Viridiplantae; Streptophyta; Magnoliopsida; Brassicales; Brassicaceae
Source: RefSeq, a predicted model, not a curated record